UUCUUCACUUCACAUUUCUAAAAAUAUGCCCAUAAAAACCACUCCAUUCCACGCCUCUUUUCUCUAUCACUCUCUCUCCAUACACCCUUAAGCAUCGGAGAACAAUAUUCUCUGGUGUACGACCCACCCUAUACCUUGCUUCUAAUGGAAGACGUUGUAGAUUUCCUGCCGCCCCCGGUAGAACCGAUUGCCGGAGAUGGGAAGCCACGUGAGAAGCACAUGACCAGAUCAGGCUCCUCUUCUGAUAGCGAUGAUAUGUAUUCCGGCGGAUCUCCUAAAGAAAUAUUGAAAUCGGGUGGGAAAGCAAUUGCUCCAACUGGAGAAGCCGAUAUCAUUUACAUUCCACAUGUGGUUGACAAAACUCUAAUUCUAAAUCGCAAUAAUAGCAACAAAAAUAUUAAUAAUAAUUUGACGCCUCCUUCCACCGUCUCCCUUCUCGACAUCGGCGGCGGCAACACCGUCACUGAAGUUGUAUAUCGAAAACCAUUUGAAGACGGACAGGAACUAGACUUGCAAACUCUCUACAAGUUACCUAACUCCCACAACUUCUUUUGCCCCAACUGCAAAUCUUGCAUUACAAAAGUCAUCAUUCUCCGCGACCCUCCAUCCUCACCGUCGCGGUCUCCUCAACCGCAGUGGGGCUCGAAGGAUAGAGAAUAUGAUCAGCUACCGUCAUCGACUAAUAUACCGCCAGAGAUCACGACGCGGGCACGGAGCCCGAGCCCGAGCCCGAGCCCGAGCCCGGGCCCCCGACCGGGUGUCGUCCAACAAACUGGUGCACUGGAUGAUAAUGAGAUCAUUUCCAGGGAAGAGGGUGGUGGAAGGAUCAUAUGCAGCAAUUGCUUUAGUUUUCUUACUCCAAUCGGUGCUUGGAUCUCCUCUCAGCUAGGAUUUGGUCCGAAAAAGCCAACCAUUCCAGCUGAUAUAGUAGGAGGAAUAACUGAAGGUACAAGCCGUGCUGGUCCUAGUAUUAUUUCUCGUGAUGGUCAACCAUUCAUUGAUAUCGAAGGUGGUGAGUCGAUCGCCUUUACAAUUCCUCCGGCCAGCGGGGAAGAAACAUUGGGCCAAAGAGGCGGAAGAAGUGUAGAGAUAAUGAAGAGCAUUGUGUAUGGAGGUUUAACCGAAGCCAUCACAAGUUUGGGCAUUGUAACCUCUGCAGCAAGUGCCAGUACUCCAACGGAGAAUAUUGUAGCUUUGGCAUUGGCAAACUUGAUUACGGGUCUUAUUGUCAUCACAAACAAUUUGUCUGGACUCAAAUCAAACCAACUCAAGAAAGAAUCAAACCAAAGUGAUGAUCGAGCACAAGUAGAUCCAUACGAAGAAGCUUUAGGAGACAGACACCAUUACCUUCUUCACUUCACAACAGCCGUCCUAUCAUUCUUAAUCUUCGGGCUUCUGCCUCCUCUCGUUUACGGUUUCUCGUUCCGCGACACGGAUGACGGCGAUCUCAAACUCGCAGCCGUGGCAGCUUCCUCUCUUCUGUGCAUCGCCCUACUCGCAAUCGCGAAAGCUUAUGUUCAAAAGGCAAACAAUUGGAAAGAGUAUGCUAAAACCCUAGUUUAUUACGUUACUUUAGGGUUUGGGGCGUCUGGUUUGUCAUACUUAGCAGGCAAGGAGGUUAAUAUCCUUCUUGAGCAACUUGGUUGGUUUAAGAAAGACCAAAGUGUCCCUACUUUGUUGCUCCCUAAUAUGGACUUGGCAAAACCUACAUGGGGAUCCAUAUGAGAAUUGAAUGGAUGGGGAUGUAGUUGCAAAAGUUUAUAGGGGUUUGCUUUAUUUUGCUUUUGCUUUUGCUUUUGCUUUUGUUGAGUGAUUAAGGACAUUUUUCUAUUGGGUGUGUUCUGUGGUUUCAUAAGGGUAAUUAUUAGAAGAGAACAUAAGGGGUUUACGUAUGUAUUGUGUAGUAUUUAUUUUAAUUUAAUUUGGGCCUUUUUGUUCUUGACUUU
Cucumis sativus (cucumber) is the source of this 1946-nucleotide messenger RNA. Its product is annotated as membrane protein of ER body 2. Bases 145 to 1725 code for a protein of 526 amino acids. The transcript has 6 exons. The record is from RefSeq and is a predicted model, not a curated record. Lineage: Eukaryota; Viridiplantae; Streptophyta; Magnoliopsida; Cucurbitales; Cucurbitaceae.